Arabidopsis lyrata subsp. lyrata is the source of this 2218-nucleotide messenger RNA. RefSeq lists its product as uncharacterized. Gene Ontology annotation, molecular function: calmodulin binding. The record is from RefSeq and is a predicted model, not a curated record. Lineage: Eukaryota; Viridiplantae; Streptophyta; Magnoliopsida; Brassicales; Brassicaceae. The transcript has 2 exons. The coding region runs from base 407 to 1906 and encodes 499 amino acids.
UUCUUGAUUUCUUUUGAUAUACGUUUUGGUUAGGUUUGUGUUUGUUUGAAUUUGUAACUGUUGGUAGGGUUUUAAGCGUGUGGAGUAGUUAUUGCGUUACUGUGGAAUUAGGUCAUUGUCCUUCAAUCUCGAUCAGAAGUCCAAAAAAAUAUAUAAAAUUUUUAUUUCAUUGUUUUGUAUACAAGAUAAUAAUUUUCGAAAUGGGUCAUGAUCAAAAUUCAAUUUUGUCGUUUAGGUCUUGAUGUGGUUGAUGAUCAACGAGGAAAAUCCACAUAUUUAUUCGAGACUCUUGAAAGUCAACAUUUGUCCUUCUUUGAAAGUAGAAUGUUGAGUCAUCUUUGGUAGAUUUUUUUCUUCUUUAUGAUGUCAAAUUCUACAAUCUGAUUAGAAUAGGUCUGAUUUGGCAAUGGCUGAGGAGAUUACUUCAGAGGUCAAAGAGACGACAAAUCCUCCGAAGAUGUCUAAAGAGAGUACUUCUGUGGAAACAGUACGUGUAAAGGAUGUGGAAAAUGCGGAAGAUGUUGUAUCUGUGGUAUCCAAGGGUCAAGAAGAGAUUAUACCAGAGAUCAAUGAAGUGCCUAAGCCAGAAGGUGUGACUUUGAGACGUCAUUCUACUGGAACAAUAGGUACACGAGCAACGAAACCGCAGGUUCAGUCCCGUUAUCGCGGGAAUCAUCGUGUGGGUUCGACUCAUGAUUUAUGUAAACAUGGGAAGAGGUGUGAUCAAGAUGAUGCUGUGAAACCGUGGAAGAUGGUUAGGAGAAAGAGUGUUGAAGGCUCAGAUGUGAUCAAAGUUGAGACUCCAAGUUUGACAAGGAAGUCAUUGGGAAGUGUGAGUAGACAGAUUCCGGGUACCAAACCAGAGAGUUCUGUGUCUGCAAAGAGAGAUGUGUUGUCUGUCAAAAGAAAACCAUGUGCUUCUGUGAAUUCAGAAUCUAGCUCCAAAGAAGGUAGUGAGAUAACGAGAUCUGUUGAUGGUUUAAGCGUUAAAAGCAAUGACAGGGCGCCGAAGAAUAAAGAAAGCGAGAUUACUCUAAGUGGUUCAGCUGUUGGUAAGAAGGUUCCUGGCUUGAGAAAUGACAAGUCUAGUACUUCUAUAGAGAAGGUUUCAAAGAUCAGUGGCGUUGGAAGUUCUAAGGUUUGUGCUCCAAAGAAUCUGAAGAAUGUGGAGAAGGCAAAGACGACUCAGACAAUUAGCGGUGAAGAUGUAAAAGAGAAGACUGUGUGCGUUGUUGAAUCAAGCGUUAAAGGUGUUAAGGGUGAGAAGCACCCAUCAUAUGAGAAGAAAACCAUGAAAAGUGGGCAUAAAAGCUUGACUACUCCUAUACGUGGUUCUAGUCCUACUAAACAGAUUCCUGGUAAAAUCAGUACCGGUUUGACUAAGAAGAAAGAAAGUGAUACUGCAGAAGUUGAAGCAAAUCCGAAACCCGAGAGGAAGAUUAAGCCUAAGAAGACAGGAGCAAAGGUGACUCUAGCUCGGCAGCUGACUUUCAAGAAAGGAAAGGUUCUUGAGCCGAAACCCGAGGAUUCUUCUCCGAAAUGGAUCAAGUUCAGAAAGAGGGUUGUGCAGGAACUGAAAACGCAAUCCGAAGGGAAGAAGAAGAAUCUGAAAGAUGGAAGAUUGGGUGUUGAGACGAAAUCUGAUUCUUGUGAAGGAAGUAAACGUGAGAAAGUUGUUCUGAGGCAUCGAAAAGUAGAAGGGAAGAAGAAAAUGAUAACAUUGUUCAACAAUGUGAUUGAGGAGACAGUGAAUAAGCUAACAAAGGUGAGGAAGCACAAAGUGAAAGCUCUUAUUGGUGCUUUUGAAACUGUUAUCUCUCUUCAGGACACUAAGACAUCUCUUAAACCUCAGAGCAAGGCCACAACAUCUGCGUCUAAGGUUAGACCUUUGGUCUCCGAACAGUGAGAAAAUGACAAAAGUUUACUUGUGCAUAUGAUCUUUUAACAUUCAAGAUUUUAAACAUCGACAACAUAUUUUAAGAGGAAGAGAGCGAGCGAGAGAUCGAUAAUUUUCUUGUUAGUGUCCUCGAAAUAGCAAAAGGGUUUAUUAAUGUCCUUUGACAAUUACUGAAUUUGAUAUCAGAAGAUGAAGUUGUGAAGCUUUCAAAGUUUAUCUCUGCAAGUCUUCUCCAUACUCAAAAACAGUUUUUACAAUCACAAUAUAUAUAUAACAAUUUUUUAAGAACUAUAUAUGGAUCAAUAAUACUCGCUAGGCUAA